AUGGCCACUGUCACUGCCACUGUGAUGUGUCUCCUGCUUCUAGCCUGGUUGCCUACUGGGAUAACCCACCAAGAUCCCCCAUUCUGGGGGAAACCCCGAAGCCAUAAGACGACAUUGAGGUGCUACUCGGCUGAGGAGCUCUCUCACGGGCAGGCUCCUCCGCACCUGCUAACUCGAAGUGCCAGGUGGGAGCAGGCCCUCCCUGUGGCCCUAGUGGCCAGUCUGGAGGCCACAGGCCGCAGGAGACAGCAAGAAGGACCUCUACCUGGAACACAGUGCCCCGUGCUGCGGCCAGAGGAGGUGCUGGAAGCUGACACCCACGAGCGCUCCAUCUCACCAUGGAGAUAUCGCAUCGACACAGAUGAGAACCGCUACCCGCAGAAGCUGGCAGUGGCGGAAUGCUUGUGUCGGGGUUGCAUCAACGCCAAGACGGGUCGCGAGACCGCUGCCCUGAACUCUGUGCAGCUGCUGCAGAGCCUACUGGUGCUGAGACGACGGCCCUGCUCCCAAGACGGUGCCGCAGACCCUACACCAGGAUCUUUCACCUUCCACACUGAGUUCAUCCGCGUGCCUGUCGGUUGCACCUGUGUUCUUCCCAGGUCUACGCAGUGA
Messenger RNA from Rattus norvegicus (Norway rat), 612 nucleotides. It is a transcript of the gene Il17c, whose product is annotated as interleukin 17C. Gene Ontology annotation, cellular component: extracellular region. The transcript is spliced from 3 exons. Bases 1 to 612 code for a protein of 203 amino acids. Gene Ontology annotation, biological process: signal transduction; inflammatory response. NCBI's taxonomy places the organism in Eukaryota, Metazoa, Chordata, Mammalia, Rodentia, Muridae. Gene Ontology annotation, molecular function: cytokine activity. The record is from RefSeq and is marked inferred.